UUCGACAGCGAAAGAUCGUCUCGUCUGUAGUUUUGUACACUACUCGGUAAGUAAUUUUUUUUAACAAGUGAAUAAAUAAUAAGAAAGAAAAAAAAAGAAAAGAAAUAUAAAAAGUGUUUGUUUGUGUUUAUGUUUCCGUUCUCGAUAAAAAUCUCACAUUCAUCUAAAAAAGCGCCCCAGAUUAACUAAUAUAAGAAGAAGUUUUGUUAACUAAAGUAAAAAGGAUUUACAUACUUCGUAUAUCUGAGAUGGUUUUUCAAUCAUUUCGUCAAUAAGUAAAUUUUCUUAAGUUUGAACACAAGUGGACGACCGACCGACCGAUCGACGACGACGGCGAAGACUUGUAUUCGACUCCAUUUUGUUUCUUCUCCCUUUUGGAGUUGUGCAGAAUUUUCUCAAGAAGAAAAAGAAGUCUAUCGAAUCGGGAGGAAAAAUCUUUACACUGUUUAAGUCAGUUUCAGUCUCAGUCAUCAGUGAUCAUCUAACAGUGGCAGAUCUUUAAGCAUUUGUAAGCAUGUGUUUUACUAGAUGCUGAAUCUAAAGCUUAUAAGCUAAAGGUCAUCAGGCUCAGAGUCUAUUAUCCUUCACGUUAAAAACUCUUGUGAAGGAUAAAUAGUCGUCAGAAACAAGGAGAAAAAACUCUAUCACAGAACGCACAAGAAAAAAAGAAAAGAGAUAGCAAACCGGAAGCCAGAACAUUCAUAAAAAUGGUUUGGCAUCAAAUGUGCCAACAAAGCCAACCGAGUCACAGACCGCUGAUAGCUCUUAUCGCUCUAGCUCUACUAUGUGCGGCAAUUGUAAAUGAGGCUGCUGGCCAACAGCAUGGGCGACGUGAUCGUGCCCGCGAUAAACCACUACGGAAGCAAUACACCAAAGAACAAUCAUGUGAGAUGGGGUCAUGUUAUCCGGCAACGGGUAAUCUACUAAUUGGACGUGAAAAUCGUUUGGAGGCAUCAUCUACUUGUGGUUUAAAGGGACCCGAGAGAUUUUGCAUUGUCUCGCAUUUGGAGGAGAAGAAGUGCUUCUUGUGUGACACUCGUCCCGAAACCGAAGAAGAUCCAUUGAAGAAUCAUCGAAUUGGACAGAUUGUUUAUACCACGAAAAGAGGAACACGUACUCCCACCUGGUGGCAAUCGGAGAAUGGAAAGGAGAAUGUUACCAUCCAGUUGGAUAUGGAAGCAGAGUUCCAUUUCACUCAUUUGAUCAUUGUUUUUGCCACAUUCCGACCGGCUGCCAUGUUGAUAGAGAGAUCUUAUGAUUUUGGAAAAACCUGGCAUGUGUAUCGUUAUUUUGCCCAUUACUGUCACGACGCCUUCCCAGGAGUGCCGACAGUCUUGAAGAAUAUCACGGAUGUUGUUUGUGACAGUCGCUAUUCGAGUGUGGAACCUUCGAAGAACGGAGAAGUUAUCUUUAGAGUUUUGCCCCCAAACAUGAGGGUAGAGAAUCCUUACGCCGAGCAUGUCCAGAAUAUGUUGAAGAUGACGAAUUUGCGUAUUAAUUUCACGAGAUUGCACAACUUGGGUGAUACUUUGUUGGAUGACCGACAAGAAAUUCAAGAGAAGUACUACUAUGGUAUCACGAACAUGGUUGUUCGAGGAUCCUGUUCCUGCUACGGACACGCUUCGCGUUGCUUGCCACUCGAGGGUACGACGGUGAACGAGGUGGACAUGGUGCACGGGCGGUGCGAGUGCACGCACAACACCAAGGGCCUCAAUUGCGAGACUUGUGAAGACUUCUACAACGACCUACCAUGGAAUCCUGCAUUUGGAAAGCAAUCGAACGCCUGUAAGCGGUGUGAGUGUAAUAACCACGCUUCAAGUUGUCACUUCGACGAGGCCGUAUACGAGCGGUCUGGAAAGAUAAGUGGAGGUGUCUGCGACAAUUGCCAACACAACACUCAGGGACAGCACUGUGAGGAGUGUAUGACUUUCUUCUACCGCGACCCUCGGGAAGACAUUCAGAGUCCGUACGUGUGCAAGCCGUGUGAUUGUGACCCGAUUGGAUCACUCGAUGAGGGAAUCUGCGACUCGGUGAAUGACCCAGAGAACGGCAUCGAAGCAGGUGCCUGCCACUGCAAAGUAAAUGUAAAAGGACGUCGUUGUGACAUGUGUAAGGAUGGGUACUGGAAUUUGACCCCAGAAAACCGUGAGGGAUGUCAGGCUUGUACUUGCAACACCAUGGGAACAGUCGACAACUCCGGCUGUAAUAUGUACACCGGAGAAUGUACCUGUAAGCGUUUGGUCACUGGCAAGGAUUGCAACCAAUGUGCCCCUGAGACUUUCGGGCUCUCUGCGGCUGAGGAUGGAUGCACACCAUGUGCAUGUCACGCUGGAGGUUCAUACAACAACUUCUGUGAUGUCAUCAGUGGUCAGUGCCAAUGUCGUCCCCACAUGACCGGACGUACCUGCAGCACUCCCAAACAAAACCACUUCAUUCCCCAAUUGCACAUAGUCUACGAUGCCGAGGUCACAGACGAAUGCAUAACGUACUCGAACAAUGGAAACUGCACCAGAGUAGCCUACCAGGUUCCCGGAGGAGAUCGUCAGCCUGAUUUCACAGGCACCGGCUUCGAGAGAGUGCCUGAAAACUCCCAGAUAACAUUCACAGUCGACAAUGUGCCCAACACCAUGCCUUACGAUAUUGUGAUUCGAUACCAUAGCACGACUAGGGGUGAUUGGGAAGACGCUUACAUAACCCUCGUCCGUCCAGAUGAGAUCGACAUUAAUGGAGCAUGUGCUGGGGAAGAUGUCUCGUCGUCAUAUGAAACCAGAGUGCCUUUCAGUUUGCCAGAGAAUCAGCGCGAUGUUGUGGCACUCAAAGGAGUCUGCUUGGAAGCUACUAAGGUCUAUAAAUUCAGGAUUCGCUUUGAACACCAUCGCCGCAAUGAAGACAAUCCAGCUGCCCAAAUUUUGAUAGAUUCUUUGACAUUGGUGCCACGUUUGGAGAAGACUCAAGUGUUCAAUGGAUCGCCUAUGGCAGAGAACCGCCUGAGGGAGUACAACGACCUCGGAUGCAACCAGUCCUACUACAACCUCCACUACAACACAUUGGCCAGAGAGCGCUGCAAAGAGUUCCUCGACAUCGCCAGUAUUUCGAUCUAUGACGGUGCCUCAAUGUGUAACUGCAACCCCACCGGAUCCCUCUCGAAACAGUGUGACCCUUACGGAGGCUACUGUCAAUGUAAACCGAACAUCGUCGGUCGUCAGUGCGACCAAUGUGCUCCAGGAACGUAUGGUUUCGGGCCAGAAGGAUGCAAGGCCUGCGAUUGUAACAGCAUCGGUUCCAAGGAUAACAACUGUGACCAGAUCACCGGACAGUGUAUCUGCCAUCCCAACACUUACGGUCGGGAGUGUAACCAGUGCCAGCCAGGAUACUGGAACUUCCCCCACUGUCAGUCCUGUGAGUGUAACGGUCAUGCACAGCUUUGUGAUGCCUCUACUGGCCAGUGUUUGAACUGUAUGGAUUCUACAACUGGAUACCACUGCGAUGCUUGCUUGGAUGGUUACUACGGUAAUCCUUUCCUGGGCAGUGAUAUCGGUUGCAGGCCGUGCCGUUGCCCCGAUACCAUGGCAAGUGGAAAUUCUCACGCUUCAUCUUGUGACUUGGAUCCAAGGAAUAAUAACAUGGUGUGCCGUUGCCAGGAGGGCUACGAUGGAGGCAGGUGUGAAAUAUGUGCCGAUAACUACUUUGGAAAUCCAGAAGUUCCCGGUGGAGCUUGUGUUCCAUGUGAUUGUAGCAAAAAUACCGACCUGUAUGAUACCGGAAACUGUGACAGGAAGUCCGGACAGUGUCUUAAGUGUCUGUAUGAUACGACUGGCGACCACUGUGAGAUAUGCCGUGAUGGUUACUUUGGUGAUGCACUUAGGCAGAGAUGUGACAAGUGCGAUUGUGACAUCUUAGGCACAAACGGAACCAUCAAACAUUGCGAUAGAUUCUCAGGACAGUGUCCCUGCUUGAAGAACGUACAAGGUGUUCGUUGUGACCAGUGUAUUGAGAACCAUUGGAAGAUUGCCUCAGGCGAAGGCUGCGAGGAAUGCGCAUGUGACCCAAUCGGCUCAGAGUUGGAGCAAUGUAACCCCUAUGACGGACAGUGCAGGUGUAGGCAAGGAUUCGGAGGAAGACAGUGCAACCAGUGUCAGGCAACCUACUACGGUAACCCUAAUAUCGAGUGUAAGGCGUGUGAGUGUAAUCCCUAUGGAGCCGCAGACGAUCAAUGUGACCGAGAGUCUGGAAAAUGUAUUUGUCGCGAAGGAAUCGGCGGCAAGAAGUGUGACGAAUGUGCUCGAGGUUAUUUGGGACAGUUCCCAUCAUGCUCGCCUUGUGGAGAGUGUUUCAACAACUGGGACUUGAUUUUGACCGCCCUGGAUGAAGCAACCAAUGCAACAAUUGAACGAGCCAAACAAAUCAAGUUGAUUGGUGCCACAGGAGCUUACACAUCCGACUUCAAUGCUCUCGAUCAAAAGUUACAGAAAAUUCGGGAUUUGCUUUCGAAUACGACAAUCAGUUUGCAAGAUAUCGAUGGAUUAGACAAAGAAACUCUAGAACUGAAGAACAAACUCCAGGAUUCUCAUGAGAAGCUCAUCGAAACCGAAAGCAAUCUGGAAAAGAUCUACUCCGACUUGUCGCUGUCUUCAGUGCAAUUGGAGUCGCUGCAGAAUCAAAGCGCUUUGGUAAAGAAACUGUCCAAAGAGCUUAAGGAGAACGGAAUACAGUUGCAAGAGUCGAAUAUCGAGGGAGCAUUGAAUCUGACGAAGAAUGCCUACGAGAGGGUUCUUGGAUUAUCGACGGUGAAAGACGAGGUACUAGAACUGAGUGCAAAUAUUUCGCGGAACAGUAAGCGUGUGGAGACCUUAGCCAACAAAAUGACUGACGACUCCAACUCUGUGGAAGUAAAUGACAAAAUGUUGAGUGACUAUCGAUCACAGCUCAUGGAGCUAUCCGCCGCCAUUCCAGAUCUCAAUAACGAUAUGUGCGACAAACGCGGUGAUCCCUGCGAUAGUUUGUGUGGAGGAGCUGGUUGUGGGUCGUGUGGAGGUCUGUCUUGUGAAGCCGGAGCCUUGACUCGUGCGGAAAAGGCACUCAAAGUCUCCCGAGACACUGAGCAGGCAAUCAAGGAAAAGAAAGAAGCUGCCGAUCAGACCAUACGAUCUCUGCUCCAAGCAAAGGUUAACGCUUCAGAAGCUUACACCAAGGCUAAGGGAGCCUUCGACGAUGCCGAGCGCUAUUUGAACAACACGAACCAGAACAUCAAGGCGGGCGAAUUUGUGAUCAUUAAGCUCAACGAGUACAUCAACAAUAACACCGAUCUGCCAAAGGAGAGCAAGGAAUACGCCGAGAAGACACUGAAUUUGGAUUUAAAACUGGAUCCCGAGGAGAUUCAGAAAUUGGGUGGACAGAUCAACGAGGCAGUUGCUUCGUUGAACAACGUCGAAUCGAUCAUUCUAAGCACCACAUCCGAUUUGAGGCGUGUCAAUGAAUUGCAGGAAAUAGCAAAUACCACCAAAGCAAAGGCCACAGAGAUUCUCGAUACAGCCAACGCAGUUGUCAAGAAUCUAGAUGAUGCCGAUGUAUCACAGCUGAAGGCUCAAGAAGCCAUAGCAAAGGCGAACUCAAACAUCGAACUUGCCGCAAACGAUCUGAACGAAAUCGAUCAGGAGACAAAGGAAGCCGAAGCUCCAGCCAACAGUACGGCUCAACAGGUCGAAGAACUGGCAAAGAAGGUCAGUCGUCUGCAAAAGAACAUCGUCCGUAAUGAAAUCGAUGCCAAGGAAAUUAAAAAGGAAGCCUACAAGGUAAAAGAAUCUGCCGAUAGUUCUCUGAUUCAAGCGAAGGGCCUCCGUUCCUCCGCAAAGAUUGCCAACCAAACUCUAACCGAUCGUGCUGCUCGCUCGGAGAAUGCCCGUGAAAGAGCCAAGAAGCUCCUCCAACGCGCCUCCAAAUUGACUGUCGAUACCAAUGAGAAGCUUCAGGAGUUGCGCCAGAUGCAAGAGACCUACCAUCUGAAGGACGAACAACUCGAGAAGCUGAAGAGCCUCAUGAAGCCUCUUAACGACGAGAUGACAAUCUACUUGUCCGUUAUUCAGCAACACGCCGAUCGGUAUCGAUUGUGUACCAGUUAAACAUCUAUGUUAAGUUUCCCAAGAUUUUUCCACUUCCACGUUACCAGUUACUUAAAAAAUUAAUUAAAAAAAAAAUAAAGAAAAUUCUUUGUGUUAAGUCGAGAGAGAUUUAAAAAUUUUAGUUUAUAUGCAACACUUGUAAAUAUGAACAUAUAGCUUCUUUUUUUUUACAUAGAAUUAGUGAAGAUAAAAAUGCAAUAUCCGCCAUUAAUUAAUUAUUAACUGAACAAAAUAAAAUAAAAACAGGCAACCAACGAACAAUGUCCUGAAUCUAUGAUAAUUUUAAGACUUUAAAAAAUAUAAGUGCCUUAAACAAAACAUAAAAUAAUUGUCUUCAGCAUAAAAAAAGAAAAAACAAUGUUUAGUAUUAUGUAUUAGUUUUCAUAAAUGCUUUGUAUGUCAAAUAAUAAUAAUAGCCAUAGAAGAUAUAUAAAAAAAUAUCCACAAGAAAAACUCAGUUUUUUUUAACAUAUUUAAAUUUUAUCAAUAUAAAAUAAUUUAUGUUUCUUUUUUUUCAGUCUAAAAUAACCUAAAACCACCGCUUUGAGAAUGAUUUUUGUCUAGUUUUUGUUUUGUGAAUAAAAAGCAUGCGAAAUAAAAAUAUGUCUUAAAAUA
Eupeodes corollae is the source of this 6734-nucleotide messenger RNA. RefSeq names its product laminin subunit beta-1 (gene LanB1). The transcript has 3 exons. Gene Ontology annotation, biological process: cell migration; substrate adhesion-dependent cell spreading; basement membrane assembly. The coding region runs from base 708 to 6119 and encodes 1803 amino acids. Gene Ontology annotation, cellular component: laminin trimer. The record is from RefSeq and is a predicted model, not a curated record. NCBI's taxonomy places the organism in Eukaryota, Metazoa, Arthropoda, Insecta, Diptera, Syrphidae.